Microbotryum saponariae is the source of this 2232-nucleotide messenger RNA. The record is from the annotation of a GenBank genome assembly. NCBI's taxonomy places the organism in Eukaryota, Fungi, Basidiomycota, Microbotryomycetes, Microbotryales, Microbotryaceae.
AUGACCACGACACCACCCCUCGCGACGGGUGCCAACCCUCCGAUUCCCGCCGAACAGCUCGCCGCACUUACAUCGCUGCUGUCGGGUCUCACCGCUGCCGCUUCCGGCACUGCCACACCCGCCACGACGUCCGGCACCACUCGCACUGCCUUUCCAAAGCACGCACGCUUGGAUGGUGCGAAGACCUUCGCGAACUGGACACGCCAACUUCGCCUGUGCCUAGCGGACGACAUCCGCUCGUACGUCCUCGACGGUAUCGCACCCGACGACUGGACACCUUCGCAACGCUCCGCUCGCGACGCCGUCGCUCGUGAGGUCCUUGCGAAUUCGAUUGACUCGGCCGAAGUCUCGGCAGUCCUCGACAAAAUCCCUACCGCCGACCUGACAGCGCCGACAAUCUACUCGACGCUGAAAUCGCGGUACGCCCCUGACGACGCCACCCGCACGCUCGAGCUCUUCUCACGACUCUGGGGUUUCCGUCCCAUGCCCGGCACGGUUGCCGAAUUCGACGGGUGGAUCAUGGACUUCAAAGCCGUUGCGCAAGAGAUCAUCGACACAAAGACAACUAUCAAUGAUGUUCUCGCCACACUCCUCCUUGCAAUCGCCCACCCGUCCCUCGAGAGCUUCAAGGCGUCGUUCACCGAUGAACAGCGCACGCAACGAACUCUCCCCGACAUUGAUUCGCUUGCCGACCGUAUGCGAGUCCAACUUCGGUCAACGAACAUCCCCAGCACUCAAUCGGCCCUUCUUGCCUCGUCGUCGUCACGUUCUACUCGUCUCAAGUGUCUCGCCUGUCGCAGCCCUUCGCACCGAGUCGCGGAGUGCCCUACGAGGGCGCAACACCCGCCGCCAGGACCCUGUCGCUCCUGCAAGAAGAAGGAUCACUGGUCUCUCGACUGCAAGAAGGCGCUCGAGGACGGCAAAAAGCCCGACACCGCUGACUCGACCGUCGACUCGCAACACCAUGUCGGAUGUCUCGCCACCGGUCUUCUCGCUCGUCGUCGCCAGCUUCGCAACCACUCUUUUGUCGUCGACUCGGGCGCCACUUCGCACAUGGUCUCGGACAAGUCGCUGUUCACGACCUAUCGCCAUAUCGCUCCUACGAAGAUUGGUGGUAUUGCAGGGGGCAUCAACGCCAUCGGAACGGGAAACAUCGCCUUCAUUGCCGCCUCGGGUCAUCCGAUCACGCUUACCGGCGUGCUGCACACUCCGGGCCUGUUUGUCAAUCUUCUCUCGGUCUCUCGACUUUGCGACACCGACGAUGUCCGUGUCGCCUUCACAAAACACGGCAUCCACAUUGACAAGGACGGCAACGACAUCGCUGAAGGCGCACGACUCGACGAAGGGCUCUACUUGCUGGACGCUGAUCAUUCCAAAUGUCAGCACCUUGCUCUCCUUUCUCGCUCACAGUCGUCCGUGCCCCUGCUGACUCUCCAUCGCUGCCUCGGCCAUCUCGCACCGUCCUCCAUACAGAAGAUGGUUGCCGCUGGUUUGCUGGAGGGUCUCAGGGCCGGAUAUAGUGACGAAGAGGUAGAGAAGUUUGUCUGCAAUGCUUGCCUCAGCGCAAAGGGCCAUCGUCUUCCCUUUCCCGAUUCGGAUUCGCACUCCUCAGAGAGACUCGGCCUUGUACACAGCGAUGUGCUUUCCUUCCCCGAGCGGUCCUUGACUGGCAAACGUUACCUGGUCACAUUCCUUGACGAUUACUCGCGCAAACUCUGGGCCUACGCAAUCGGACACAAAAGCGAAGUCUUCGGCAUAUUCAAAACUUGGCUAGCCGAGGUUGAACUCGAGACGGGUGCGACGCUGAAGGUCCUCCGAACCGACAACGGUGGCGAAUACUGUUCGAGAGCGUUCACAGAGUUCUGCAAGACACGAGGCACCCGUCGACAAUACUCUAUCCCACGCACGCCUCAACAGAACGGUCGUGCAGAGCGGGUCAAUCGUUCCAUUGUCGAAGGCGUCCUUGCCCUCCUUGUCGACGCCCACCUACCCAAGACAUUCUGGGAGGAGGCUGCAGCUUAUUUCGUUUACUGCAAGAACCUGUGUCAACACGCGGCCCUGGACAAGGCAACACCAAACUCCGUCUGGCAGGGUGACCACACCACUGCCUCGGCGCUUCACCCGUUCGGCUGUACAGCUUGGCUUACGGUCGCGCCCGAACUUCGCUCCAAACUCGACCCGAAGGCGGUUCGCGUUUUUUUCACCGGCUACGACCUGGCUUCAAAAGUGUGA